This is a messenger RNA of Spinacia oleracea (spinach), 2371 nucleotides long. Its product is annotated as tRNA-dihydrouridine(47) synthase [NAD(P)(+)]-like. The record is from RefSeq and is a predicted model, not a curated record. Gene Ontology annotation, molecular function: RNA binding; metal ion binding; flavin adenine dinucleotide binding. Bases 79 to 2175 code for a protein of 698 amino acids. The transcript is spliced from 10 exons. NCBI's taxonomy places the organism in Eukaryota, Viridiplantae, Streptophyta, Magnoliopsida, Caryophyllales, Amaranthaceae. Gene Ontology annotation, biological process: tRNA processing.
UUUCUCACGCCUGGUAACUUGGUGGAGUAAGUGAUAACUGGUUACCAAAACCCUAACUCGAAAACAUAAACCUCAAAAAUGGGAGAGCCUCCCGAGUUAACUCAGGCAGUCAUGGACGAGUCAGAAACUGAAGCGGGAAAGAGUGAAAAUACGCAGACGCAAUCUCCGCCGGCAAGGUUCAACGGAAUGCAACUUUCGACGGAGGAACUGAUAUCAAAGUCUAUAGCCCCUGUGAAGAAGGAAUUUCUCCGUCCACCGCCGACUAGCCGGUCCACCACCUCAGAUAGUAAAGAUGAUUAUGCUAAUUCUGAAGCCCCUAGAAGUAGUGGAAUGAUCCAGGAAAAGAAGUCGAAGCGUCAGCUCAAGCGUGAACGCCAUGAGAAACUGAAGUCUGCUCUGAAUCUUUGUCCAUCGGUUGCAAGGACCGGAGAAAUCAGUUCAUGCAUUUAUGCAGAUAAAUGCCGUUUUAGCCAUGACUUGGAAGCUUACAAGUCUCAGAGACCAGCUGACCUAGAGGGAGAAUGCCCCUUCACCUACGCUCAAAAGCCAUGUCCUUAUGGGGUGACUUGCAGAUUUUAUGGUACUCAUAAGGAUGCGACUAAUGAAAAUUUGGAUGCGUUGAAGGAAGGCUCUGAAAUAAAUAUGUUGAAGAAAGAUGUCCAGAGGCUUCUUUGGAAGAAUAAUAUGAAAUUUCCAAAGUCCAAUGCAGUUCUUAAACAGCUUGGGGUAGAGGGGAGGGGCCACACGAGAGUAAAAGAUUCAGAAGAAGAAGAAAGUAUUGUUCCCGAUGGUUCGCAUUGUUCAGAGGAUAAAGGUUGUGAAAAGUAUGACUCUUCUGAUAAACAUGGUGCUUCUGCUGUGCUUCCUGAAGAGCCAUUGGGCAGUGAUGACAGAAGACCCUUGAAGAAAUCAAAAUCUGAUAUUGAUGAGAGAAAUUCUUCAAAUGACUUGAAUAAUGGUUGUCACUUGACAGGUACAAGUGUUACAGUAGAAGGUUUAGUGAAGGACUCUACAAAAGACGAGUCACCAAUUACAAAUGAUCAACUGCCUCCUGAAACUGAUGCCAGCUUAAAGUUUCACCCACGUGAAAGGAAACUUAUUGAUUUUCGCGGGAAGCUAUAUCUUGCACCCCUUACCACUGUUGGGAAUCUUCCUUUUCGGAGAGUUUGCAAGGAUUUUGGUGCAGACGUGACAUGUGGUGAAAUGGCAAUGUGCACAAAUCUUCUUGAGGGUCAAGCUUCUGAAUGGGCAUUGCUCAGGCGACAUAAAUCUGAGAAUUUGUUCGGUGUACAAAUUUGUGGGGCUUAUCCUGAUACUGUGGCACGUGCUGUUGAGCUUAUCGACCAAGAAUGCUCUCUGGAUUUUAUUGAUAUUAACAUGGGUUGUCCAAUUGAUAUGGUCGUUAAUAAAGGAGCUGGGUCUGCUCUUCUUACAAAACCAUUGCGGAUGAAAAAUGCUAUACAAGCAGCUUGUGCUUCUGCAGAGAAACCUAUAACUGUUAAGGUUAGAACAGGGUACAUUGAAGGAAGGAACCGUGCUGACUCUUUAAUAUCUCAAAUUUAUGAGUGGGGAGCUUCUGCUGUAACAGUUCAUGGGCGGUCCCGACAGCAAAGAUAUAGCAAACUUGCUGACUGGGAAUACAUAAACACCUGUGUCAAAAAAGCCCCGGCCUCGUUACAAGUGCUAGGGAAUGGAGAUGUCUUUUCAUAUUUAGACUGGAAUAAGCAUUUUUCUGACUGCCCUGAGCUGUCCUCGUGCAUGAUUGCUCGAGGAGCUUUGGUGAAGCCGUGGUUAUUCACUGAAAUUAAGGAACAAAGACAUUGGGAUAUCAGUUCUGGUGAACGACUAGAUAUACUAAAAGACUAUGUGCGCUUUGGCCUUGAGCACUGGGGUUCUGAUUCAAAAGGAGUGGAGACUACAAGACACUUCCUGUUGCAAUGGCUUAGCUAUACAUUUAGAUACAUCCCUGUUGGUUUGCUAGAAGUUGUUCCACAACAAAUUAACUGGCGUCCACCUUCGUACUAUUGUCGCAACGACCUAGAGACACUAAUGGCAUCUGAAUCUGCAGCUGAUUGGAUUCGAAUCUCUGAGAUGUUGCUUGGCAAGGUUCCUCUGGACUUCAAGUUUGCACCAAAACAUAAAUCUAAUGCGUAUGAUAGUGCAGAAAACGGCUGAUAUUAGAACACUAGCCAGAUUAUUUCCUAUUCAAGAAUUUAUAGCCCAUCAUGUUGUUUACACAAUCAUCACAGCAACAAAUGUUGCAGCUACAUUUUAUUCAUGUAUAAUUCUGCUGUAUUGUUACAGUCGGAAUAUAACAAGUUUUAUGAGGCCUUGUGCAAUUGUUCUUUGCUUUUGUUGCUUUGGACCUUUA